AUGGAAGAAGCACGGCUUGACCAUGAGAAACCUCUCGGGAAUCCAGAAACACCAUCCGACCAAGGUGAGGGCCUCACUUCAGCAGUUGCGACAGCCGAAAUACCGCCAGAUGUUUCCGACACUCCCCAGCCCGAGAUGCAUACAGAAGAUGCAAUGGAAGGGCAUUCCGCACCUUCAACAUCCUCGUCUCGUCGACAAUCUGAAACAGAAAGAUAUCUACAAGAUACAGUCGAAGAAGAUAGCCCAGCAGGCACGAAGUCAUCAUCCAGUCGAUCCUCGCUUUCGUCAAUUCCAGAUUCUGUUCUGGUACAUCCUAAAGAACAAUCCGUAUAUGGCAGAGACAGCAUAGGGGAAAUGUAUGAGGAGCAAGAGGAAUACAGGUCAUAUGGCAGUCCGGUCCACCAAAAAAUACGCGAUCGCAAUUCUCCCUUUCGACAUCCAAGCUCAGUCAAAGCAAUACUGAUGCAGACCGAAGACGAGGAAGAUGAAGAUAUCAUGUCAAGACGUAAAUCAAUGUUCCGUGGCUCACCUACUUCGGUACGGUCGCUUGGUUCACCGCUUCUCAGACGACAGGGUUACCACUCGGCUGGAGGAACGCCGAAAAGGUCACCGAUCAAAAGAGAAAACCCACUUGUCUUAUUACAUUGCACGAUCAUUCAGCCAACUGUGGUCCUUGCCCCAGGAAUGACUUUGCCGGAUAGGCAGAUCCUCGAAAAAGUUCUGCCACCUUUGUAUUGGCGGCGAUGGAAAUUGUUGGAGGAAAAGAUCAUAGCCUCUGGCCUACUACGUGAUCGUGGCUUACUUAUUCAACACCCUCAAGAAGACUAUGGACUGCUAGAGGAACGACUGCUAGAAAGCUUGGAAUUGCAGAAGCCGAGAUUGGAGAAUGGCCAUUUCAAUAAUCACGAGACAAGUGAAUCCGAAAGCGAAGAUAUCUCGGAGAACCCGCAAGACUCAAGAGAAGAGAAUAAAGGAGCCUGUGUGGAUUGCGGUUGUCAUGUGAAUCAUCGAGACAAUUUGAGAAAGUGGGACGUCAAAUUCUAUGCAGCAAAUGGCUUGAUGAGGGAAGGCGCCUGGACGGCAGCGUGGAAAGAGAUUGAGCGUGUGGACGUGCAAGUCAGUCUGUGGCUGCCAUACGAGGUCAAAUUCGAGGUCGAACAGAGAAUAAAGGAGGAGAACCUUCUCGCAGUGGAAAAGGAACAGAUCCAAGUGACAAAGCCGAUGGUGAACCAGGCGGAGCCCAACCGUCAAACUAGAAUUACACAGGAGGAGAUUGAUGGCUUGGGCGGCGGAGUCCACGAUAGAACGAAAAGUCCCCCAAGGCACGAGCCGCAGAAAUUUGAACGUGAUAUUCCAGCCUAUGACCAUGAUCCCGAUUUACAUACUCUCAUCAUCAAGUCCCUACGGGUCCUAGCAAGCGAUCGACGAAACAUUAUUACCGCUGUUAGUAUGCUCAUCGCCGUCCUCGCAGUCGUCUUUGGCGGCCGCCCGAUUAGACGCACUCACGGAUCCGACGUUGUCCAGUUCGGGGAUUUCCCAGCAGUUAGUACUCAUGUAUACCUAACCAGUUCUACAUCAGUCCUGACUCAAAUUUCGACAGAAGUCCCUGUUUCUAAAAGUGAGAGCUGCGUGGAGAGGCUUGGUCAAGUUCAACGAGUGGUUAAAGGGGUAGAGGAGGUUGUUCCAUCGGUAGAUGCAGUCGUGCAGCCGGUGGAACAACCACACGACGAGAUUACAGUUGUUGAAACACAUGAACAAGAGGCGAUACCGGUGCCUGCAGUUGGAACACAUAUUGGGAUCAUCGAACCCCUGACAGAAACAACAACGGCUGAAGUCCCCGAAAACACGCCUUCCAUUGACCGUAAUGAGUCGGUUGAUAAGCUUCCGGAGGCAACCCACGUCAGCGCUGCCGCCGCUGAAAACAAUGACUCUGCCAUUGGUCAAGGUGACGACUCUUGUAUAACUCAAAUAGAGAACCCUGCAGUCAUUCAAGAUGAUGACCCUGUUGCUGCACAAGAAUAUGAAGACGAUGAACCCGCUACUAUUACCAGCGCCCCUCAACACAAUGAUUCUACCGGUACCCAAGAUGAUGAGUUUACUAUCACUCGGAUAGAGGGUCCUGCCAUUACUGAAGAUGAUAGCCGUGUUCCUGCACACGAUGAUAAAGCCGACGAGCCCGCUAUUAUUCUCAAUGCCCCUCAACACAACGAUUCCGCUCCCGGUCAAGACGAUAAUUACUCCAUUAAGCCCGAGAAAGUUACCAUUACCGAGAGUAACGAGCCUGUCGUCGCUUACGAAGAUGAUCAUACCAAGCUUCAAAUUGACAUCAACGAAACCGUUUGA
Talaromyces stipitatus ATCC 10500 is the source of this 2343-nucleotide messenger RNA. RefSeq lists its product as uncharacterized. The transcript has 2 exons. NCBI's taxonomy places the organism in Eukaryota, Fungi, Ascomycota, Eurotiomycetes, Eurotiales, Trichocomaceae. The coding region runs from base 1 to 2343 and encodes 780 amino acids. The record is from RefSeq and is a predicted model, not a curated record.